This is a messenger RNA of Protomyces lactucae-debilis, 843 nucleotides long. RefSeq lists its product as uncharacterized. The transcript has a single exon. The coding region runs from base 1 to 843 and encodes 280 amino acids. NCBI's taxonomy places the organism in Eukaryota, Fungi, Ascomycota, Taphrinomycetes, Taphrinales, Protomycetaceae. The record is from RefSeq and is a predicted model, not a curated record.
AUGAUUGGGAUCACAGGAGCGACUGGAGCGCUCUCUUCUGCCGUGCUUACUCAUCUUUCCAAGGGCGAACGCCCGCUUCGUCUGCUUGCUCGAAAUACCGAAAAAGCUGCCGCCAACUUUCAUGCAUUGAAACCUCGUGGUCCGUUCGAUGUCAAAUACUGUGACUACCAGGAUAAAGAAGCUUGUGUUGAAGCACUGAAAGGCAUUGAAACGGUGCUCUUUGUGUCUGCUGGGGAGAGUCCAGACCGCGUUCAGCAUCAUAAAUCUUUCAUUGACGCGAUGUGUGAUGCAGGUGUCAAGAGUGUCAUUUACACAUCAUUCCGUGGUGCCGCGCCUGAUGCUGUGUUUCAUCUUGCCAGAGACCAUUAUUGGACUGAGGAGUACAUGAAGAGCCAGAAGUCACUCAAUUAUAUCCUGCUCAGGAACGCCUUUUACCAAGACGUGCUGCCUGACUUCACUAUUCAAGGCGCUAUCCGUGGACCGGGUGGAUCUGGACGACUGUCGCCAGUUGCAAGACAAGACGUUGCUUCAGUGAUUGUCAAACUUCUGGACGACGUACACCCACACAUCGGCAAGACGUACAACUUGACUGGACCAGAGGAACUGACCUUUUCUCAAAUCGCCACAAUGCUAGGUGCUGAUUAUGUGGAGGAGACGAUGGAGGAGGCGAGGGACUCUAGGAAGGCUCCAGGGGUGGAAGAUUGGCUCAUUGAAGCUUGGAUCAGUACCUACACUGCUGUUCGGGAUGGAGAGGAAAGUGGUUUAACUGAUGAUGUGGAAAGAAUUACUGGUCAGCCUGCGACGACCAUGCAGGCUUUCUUGGCGUUGAGGGGAGAGAAGUAG